AUGAGCGGGGACGAUUUUAUUUAUAGCGCCAUCACAAAUGAUAACAUGAGCGCGUUCGACCUGAACGUAAUCGCCAGUACCCUCGUCAACACGGACAAGCUGGUGAGGCAGAACAAACAGCAAAAGGAGGAAAACGAUCUGCUGCGGGAAAAAAUCACAUCCCUGCGUGAAUCAGCCCUGCAGAUAAAGAACCUGUACGAGGCGGAGGUGGCCAAAGUGGUACGUGCCGAAGCACAGCUAGCAUCUUACGUAAGCCAAUGUAAACAGCUGGAGGAACGGUGUCUGGAAGCCGACAGUGACAAGAUCAAUGCCGAUCUGAUACUCAUGGAACGGUUAGCGGAAAACGAUCGACAACGCGAGGAGAAUGAGCGACGGUACCGGUUGCUCAUUACCGAUCUCAUACGCUACUUCUCCCUGCCAGGUGAUCAUACCGAUUCCGGCAAAAAACGAGAACUGAAGCAACAUCUAGCGGUGGUGGACGCUCUCAAACUUCCGGACGAGGUGAAAUCGUUCAUUCAGCAAGCGCCAUAUCAUCGCAGUAAACGAAGAAAAGGACGCACCAAGUCUGCUACGAUGAAGGAUCAGGAGUGUCAAACGUCAGUAAUGGAGAUGCGAAAUAGUGCGAACAACACGGACCAAUCGUAUCCGUUGCGACCGGAAGUUAGGGACUGUGGAACGGAUGCUUUAGAGGUUUCACAUCUGCUCGAGGAGCAACCGGUCAACAAGACGUUCUGCGAUAAAGCCACCAUGCAUAGCAUGUCCACGAUCACCAGGGCGACUUGCACGUCUGUAUUCAUCAAGCGUGUGGACGUCGGGGUGAACUUCCCCGAAGUGACGCUCAAAUCGGUGGAUGAAAUUUUACGGGAAUGCGUCCCGCUGCCACCGUUGCUCCUCUCACCGAUCAGCGAUAUCCUGCCCAUGUACGAAUCCGUCAGUACGCAAACUGAUACACCCAUAACUAUCGUAGAAAAAUCGGCCCAUGUCACGUGUGGAACAAUGACGAAUUUGAAAAACAUUCGCAAACGCAUAGAUUACCGUGCAGUGGACGGUGGAAUGACGUCCUUUCAACAACAGUACACGUCCAUGGCAGAACAACUAUUUGGCAAGAUCAAGCAGGAAGAUUAUCCUUUUUCAUCGGGUUUUGAUUUCGACACUGAUGAAACAUUUGGUAGCAUGCAUCCACAUCUCUCUACCAUCUGGAGGUUGCUGGGAGAAAGCAUAUUCAUGUUGAUGAACAGUGGCAGACGGUUUGAUAAUCAGUGCUAUAACAUGCUAAACGACCAGCUCGCCACCAUACGUGAUAUGAUCGUAGCGGAUGGGCGCCGCGAAUCGGAACUAAUGAGUGACAUGUUUUCCAACGUGCGUGCGACAGUAGUAGCGGCCACUGGGUACGGAAAAGAACGAGGUAUCACACCGCUGACACCAAACGUUGUACCUAGUACGGAGCCUCCACGAGAGAUGGUACCGGUAGGAGUAUCCGGAUGUCCAGUCGUUGCAGAUGAUUAUGGUGUCAUGAUCGUCGAAAAGGAAACCGACACUGUGCCGGUGAAGAACCACCAGUUGUGCGCUUCGACAACCAAAGAGUUAAGCAAUAACGAUGCAGAAGUCCUAGUAGAACCAGAAACAGUUUCAUCCAGUUCUCCAGAACGGCAAGUUACUGAAAAGCACCAAUUGCAGCUGAUGGAGGAAGGCGAUGACGAGCUUACCAUAGGGGAGAGAACAAAACGAGCCACGGAAACACCGGUUAUUGAUGCAACCUCGAGUAACCAACAAACGUUCUGCUUGCUGCAAAUAGCAAAUGUGCCUGAACCGGAAUUAGAACAUUCUUUCCCUGCAACAAAGGAUAAAACACUAUUUUCACCACCUCGCUCUUCAACACCACCAGUUGUUGCAAACGUAACGAGCUGUUACUCUACAAGUACUACGGCAACAUUCCUUUCUCCGAUUAAGGUAAAGGAAACGAAUCAGCUAGUGAAGGACCAGUUCAAAACACCGACACAGCUGCCGAUUAGCAAGCGAAAGCAACGCGCUCGUCCUUCAGACGAAUCAAUGCUACCUCAUGCCUCGAAACGGAUGCGGUUUGUUACGCAACCGAAUUCAGGACGUACAUCACCUACGACGGAGUUUUUGUUGGAAGAUGAUUGGGAUCAAAAGUUUUCCUCUAUCAAGGCACACAUGAUUGGACCGUUGAAGGAGAGCCAUUCUACCCCGCUAUCACCGAUCACCGACCGGUUCGAGGAAUGUGAUGAUCUCGAACUAGAGAAAGAGGAUAACUUAAUGUCGGAGUCGAAGCAACAAGCUAUUACACCAACAGAUAAUAGUAGUAUGGAUGUAGAAACUUAUCCGCUAAUAAGUAUUACACCAACUAAUGAUCGAACAGUUGAAGUCAAAGAUGCAGCUGAUAGCGUCACUCAACCAAAAGACACAAAGUCGACUGAAACUAUCAUUAACACACAGCAAGAAGAGGUGCACACAUCACCAAGACCGGUCGAGAGGAGAAUAUCUGAAGAAAGCAACACACAGCAAGAAUCUAAUGAAGGGAACAAAUCGCCAGUAUGUAAAUUACCGCACGAAAGGAGAUUAUCGGAAGAAAUCAUCACACUGCCAACGGCAACCGAUCCAAUAGUGAGUGACACGAUCGUUGAAAACGUUCCUGUGAAUAUGGACACGUCCUCGAAGGAUGAUACAGAUGGUAAGAUUGAAACCAUUGUGUUGCCAAGUGCAUUAGAGGAUGGAGAGAUUAUCGAAGAGCUUAAUGAAAGUUUCAGCAGUAUCGGUGAACUAGUUAUCGAUAUUGAUCCUAUAUCGGACAAUCGUUGUACCGUGUGGGAUUCUCCAAUGUCACCACCGGCGCACGAAACGGGUCAAUCGGUAUUGGCACAACCAACAAGCCGCAUUGACUGUGUGCCAGAUUCUCCGCUCUCACCACCACUGCCGACUGAUCGCGAAGCAACCCCAUCUGUCACUCCGGUGCAAAUACCACUGUUUCAUGCUGCACUUCAUUCGCAACUACGGCAACAGGUUCACGACCGAAACGAACCCAUUUAUGCAUUCAUUGCGCUUCACAAGUCGAAAAAUGGUCAGGAAUCGUCCCAAAAACAUACUGGCCAAAUCAAUGCACAGGAGCAACGGGUGGUAAAGCAGCUGGGUGAGAUUUUGAGCAACUAUCUGCAGCGUCCAGAUUGGACGGAGACGGCAGUAAACGAAACGAUAACGGCAAUGCUGAACUGCACACAAGACGUACGCCUUAUGACGCUAGCCUUGCUCGAUAUGGUGAUUUCCUGUGCGGAUAUUACGGUCAAUGUGCUUUGCUCACCACCCGCUCCACCCCUGCCGUUGGUACAGCAAAAGCUUAUACUAAUAGUGCGCCACCUGGGAUACGGCCUUGAAGCGCUAGAGCAGGUGCUGAUACGUGAAUUGGACAGGCGGAUGUUCCAGUUGAAAGGUGAAACGCUUCCACUAACUGCACUGAUCGCACUUACGUUGCUUUACAUUGGUCUGGAGGACAGCAAACCUUCCGAGUUCCCUUGGAAGCGGGAAUACAAUGUUCGGUUGUACAUCUUCAAAUGUUUGUACUAUUUCGGGUUUAAAGGUUUACCGCUGGUGUACUACCUGUUGCGAGCAUUUCCAUUCGCUUUGCCCAAGAAAGGCAGCCCACACUACGACAAUUCAGAUGCGAUGAUCGCAACGAUACGUACGAUCCUGAUGAACGCAAGCUAUUCGGACACCUGUGUGGGGUCGUCCGAAUCCGCACUGUUCCGGAAACGGGAAUUGCUUUGGUUGUUGAAGAACACCUACGGGUAUCAGCAGGGGAGCCCAACGUACGGAGAGCUUGUGGCGAACUUGGUAGAAAAGAUCCGAGCCAACAAGUUGCGCAAUGUGGCGCACUCGCUGAUUUUAGUCGCCAAGCGGAACGGUUUCGAUUGGGCCCGGUUACACAUCAUUCAGAAGCGUAUCUAUCCACUACUGAACGAAUACCUGAAGCAAUUCGAAUUGAUGCGAACAAGCCCCACCACCGCAACUACUGGUUGCCCUUCGUCAAUGAGUCCUACUGCGAGCGGUAACAGCAGCGAGGCUAUGGGUAGCCUGGACGAUCGAAUCGUGACCUGUAUCUUCACGAUUGCAUCCAUCAUGAAAACGCAACCGUCACACGAAGAUGCGUCCCGUGUGAUGCAGAUUUUCACCACCAUUGUGCAGCUGGCAGAAGGGAACCGCGCGAUACAGGAGGAAGCAAUUGCGGGUCUGAUAAAGUUCAGCCGCUUCGGGUUUGUGGAUGUUUUCCAGCGACUGAGCAGCUGGAACCCGGGAUAUACGAUCAGCGAUCGGAUGAAGCUGAUGCUCAUGACGAUGGUGUAUCGGAAACCGCCUCUCUUCUGGAAACAGUUAAUGCAAAAUCGAAUUGUGUAA
Anopheles marshallii is the source of this 4407-nucleotide messenger RNA. RefSeq lists its product as uncharacterized. The record is from RefSeq and is a predicted model, not a curated record. The coding region runs from base 1 to 4407 and encodes 1468 amino acids. Lineage: Eukaryota; Metazoa; Arthropoda; Insecta; Diptera; Culicidae. The transcript is spliced from 2 exons.